AGACCUGGAGGAGGAAGUAGUUUUUGUCAUUGCCAUUUUUAAAAAAAAUCUCAUCAUUAUUAUUAUUGGAUUUUUUUUUUAAACGGGCGGCUUUUCUGGGGACGAGGGCGCCGACCAUCUCCGUGUUUACACUUCAUCUUACUGUACGUGGAAGUGAGACACUACUUGGCAACAACUCGCGCAGCCUGCCGUGGGAAUUUGACACUUGAUUCCACGGAUCGGACAUUUUUUUUUUUUUGAACAGGGUUUGGUUAUUCCUGCAUCCAGGCUGCACCCCCCCCCUUCCUCUUUCCAUACACGAUGAGAUGCGUGAUAUUGUUGACAGUUAAUAUCAUGGGGGAGCCUGUAGCGCGCACCCCCUCUCAAAGUACACGUGAAGGGUCUUAGUUUCAAGCGCGGGACGUUUUGGAACCUCCAAAUGUGUGCUCCAGAACCACCGUGUGCAAGUAAAUAGCUUCAGAAUAGACUGGGUCGGCCCAUGAUCCGGACACCCGAACCCGCCGUCUGAUCUUCUCCCACCUACGCAUCCACGAUGUGUGCCAUCCCCGCGGUGCUGAUCGUGCUGCUGCGUGGACUGCUAAUCUCCGCGCUGCUGGGCUCCAACUCGGCGGAUACUAAAGAUGGGGCCACCCCAGAUCCGUGCCUCCUGGUCGUCCCCCCGUGCGCGGGCGACGCCGACCGCUUCAGCCUGGUGGCCUUGCGCCACAUCCACAAAGAGCUGGACGACGACAACGACGGCGGCAUCGAGGUCAACGAGAGCGUGGAGUUUAUAAUAGAAGACAUGAAGCAGCAUCAGACCAACAAGCACAGCAACCUGCACCGCGAGGACCAACACAUCACCGUGGAGGAGCUUUGGAAGGGCUGGAAGACCUCAGAAGUCCACAACUGGACGGUGGAAGACACGGUACAGUGGUUGAAGGAGUCGGUGGAGCUGCCCCAGUAUGAAAAAAACUUCCGGGAUUUCCACGUCACCGGCAACACGCUCCCACGCAUCGCCGCAAACGAGCCGUCGUUCCUGUCCGUGCAGCUCAAAGUGUCAGACCAGCGACACAAACAAAAACUCAACCUGAAGGCUCUCGACGCGGUCCUUUUCGGCCCCCCGCUGCGUCCGCAACACAACUGGACGAAAGACUUCGUCCUCACGAUCUCCAUCGUGAUCGGCGUGGGCGGCUGCUGGUUUGCCUACGCGCAGAACAAGUCCAGCAAGGUGCACGUCUCCCAGAUGAUGAAGGAUCUGGAGAGCCUGCAGAACGCCGAGCAAAGCCUCCUCGACCUGCAAAGUCGUUUGGAAAAGGCUCAGGAAGAAAACCGGACAGUCAUUGUGGAGAAGCAGAAUCUGGAGCAGAAGAUGAGGGACGAGAUCACCGGAGCCAAGAAGGAGGCCCAUCGACUUCGGGACCUACGAGAGGGCGCCGAAUGCGAGCUCAGUCGCCUCAAAUACGCAGAAGAGGAGCUUGUGCAGGUCCGAAAGGCCCUCAAGCGAGCCGAGAAGGAGAUUCAGUCUGAGCGCUCGCUGCCCGAAGCUCUGCAGAAGUGGCUCCAGCUCACGCACGAGGUGGAAGUUCAGUACUACAACAUCAAGAAGCAGAGCGCUGAGCUACAACUCUGCGUCGCCAAGGACGAGGCGGAGAAAAUCAAAAAGAAGAGAAGUUCUGUGUUUGGAACUCUCCACGUCGCACACAGUUCCUCGCUGGAUGAGGUGGACCACAAGAUACUCGAGGCAAAGAAAUCCUUGUCAGAGGUGACGGCGUGCCUGAGGGAGCGCUUGCACCGCUGGCAGCAGAUCGAAAGGCUCUGCGGCUUCCCCGUGGUCAACAACUCGGGGCUGCCGAGUCUGACGGCCAGCCUCUACUCUGACCACAGCUGGGUGGUGAUGCCGCGCGUCUCCGUCCCGCCGUACCCAAUCGCCGGCGGCGUGGACGACCUGGACGAGGACACGCCUCCUAUCGCUCCCCAAUUCACAGCAAACUUGAUGCGGCCCCCGCUGACGCGCAACAGCAGCGCGUGCCGCUCCCGCCGGAGCCUCAUGUGCUCGUCCUCCGCGAUGUCCCCGGACCCCGACCUGUUGUCCGUGGCCGGCUCGCCCAUCUCCUUUCACCUCGAGGCGGACGACGAAUUUGUCACGUUCGGCUCGGACCGGAAGGGGGACACCGCCCAGGAGGGCAACCCCGACACGGACACUCAGAACUCCCCAGCGGGUCGCAAGCCGCCGCACAACCCCUGCUUGGUGACCCUGGACGGCUCGUACCGCAAGAUUUCCUGCGAGGAAAUGCUGCCGUUCAACCGGAGCCAGGAGUUCCCCACGUGCACCGGCGGGGACUCCACCCCGCCUCCUUUGCCCCCCGCAAUGGCCACCACCCCCUCGGGCCCGCCGUCCACCUCGCCGUCGCCGGACCUAACCCGGACCACGCCGCAGACUCGGGCCGUCGCAUCUCCGUCGGGGAGGGCCACGUAUAACGGCAUCCUGGAGAAGUCGUACAGUUUUGGCGCCUUGCCCGCCGGCAUUCUGCCCUCCGUGGGCCGCUACCCGUCCCUCACCUCCCUGGACUCGGAGGGUCGGAGCGUGGGCCGGGAGUACAAGCUCCUGAGCACCUCCUCCCAGGACUCCAGUGACAACGGAGAGAAAGUCAAGCGCUCCACCUCCAAAAUCAAAAGCUUAUUUAAGAAAAAAAAAUAAAACUCGCAGAGAAAGAAGUCAAACAAGGACGUCACUGUGAGCUCGACCAGCUCUUCACCAUAAACCGCAGAAUGUAGCUCAGUCCGCUCGCCCCAGAUUGGCGGCCAUAUUUUUUCACAAAUGCCUUCCCAAAGGCCAAACGUCACGCCGCAACUGAAGCAAGCACACAACGGCACACUCCUUGACAAAAAAAAAAGAAAAAAAAAAAGGUGGGAAUAUUCAACCCCCCCCCCCCGCGCCACAUGAUUUAUGAUUCGGGCUGCUCCUGGCUCGUUGUUACAUCACAGUGGUGGAAAAAAAAAAAAAAAAAAAGAAGAGAUAAACGCCGAUCCGGCAAAACGAUUUGUUGCACUCCUUCCUGAUAUUUUGGGAAUCUAAAAAGUGAAAAAUCCAUAAAGGUCGCAUGACGCCACUUUAACGUUGACACCCGAUAUACACACUUUUCUACUGUUUUGAUUUGAUCGAUUUCAGCGUGUGUGUGUGUGUGUGAGGUUCCUGAAGUUGUUGUCUGGUACUACUCGAUUGACCGAGCCUUCUCUGCGCCGCCGAAGGCGACCCGGCUUUCCGUUUCCUCCAGAUUGCCAUCAAGGUGUCGGAUAAUUCUUCAUGUCGAGGACACACGGCUGCCAGGAAGUGUGUCUGUGCUGUGAUGAUGGUGCGUCUGUAUCAGACACCUUUAAAUUUGCUUCCCGUAACUAGCCCAGAAAAAAAAAAGGCAAUAUGGACCUCCUCGUGUGAUGACGUCAAAUAGCUCCCGCCUCACACGUUACCUCCGUGCCGUUGACGGGCCAAGCGGCGGCGCGGUGCUCGAUGCGGUUUACGAGGUGUGGGCACCGGAUGACGAAUCAAUGCAAUUAUUAAGAUUAUUUGAUAUGGACUAAAGAGCGCACAAAGGAAGGAAAAAGUCCGAACUGUAAGGUUGGGAAAAAUGUUGACGACACACUUGUGUUUUUGAGAACAUUUUUGUGCGUGAAUAUUUGCAUACUGUUGAAGAAUUAAUAAUAAUAAAUAAAAAACAAAGUGGC
Messenger RNA from Syngnathoides biaculeatus (alligator pipefish), 3702 nucleotides. It is a transcript of the gene stim2b, whose product is annotated as stromal interaction molecule 2b. Gene Ontology annotation, biological process: store-operated calcium entry; activation of store-operated calcium channel activity; intracellular calcium ion homeostasis. The record is from RefSeq and is a predicted model, not a curated record. Gene Ontology annotation, cellular component: endoplasmic reticulum; plasma membrane. Gene Ontology annotation, molecular function: protein binding; calcium ion binding; calcium channel regulator activity. NCBI's taxonomy places the organism in Eukaryota, Metazoa, Chordata, Actinopteri, Syngnathiformes, Syngnathidae. The transcript has 12 exons. The coding region runs from base 533 to 2677 and encodes 714 amino acids.